Messenger RNA from Miscanthus lutarioriparius, 3177 nucleotides. The record is from the annotation of a GenBank genome assembly. NCBI's taxonomy places the organism in Eukaryota, Viridiplantae, Streptophyta, Magnoliopsida, Poales, Poaceae.
AUGAGUGGGAUGGAGGCUGCUUUAGCAUCUGGAGUGUUGAAGGUUGCAGGUGACAAGCUAGUUUCACUGUUAGCCACUGAGUUUGCUGCCAUAACCGGUGUCCAAAGAGAUCUCUCCGAGCUCCAGGAUAUACACGCAGAUAUUACAGGCUGGCUGUCGGCAGCACGUGACAGAACAAUACAGAGUGAGCCACAGUCUCGCUGGGUUGUAAAAUUGAAAGAUGUGGCUUAUGACAUUGACGAUGUACUACAAGAAGUCCAGCUAGAAGCUGAGAAACAGAAGAUGGAAAGAGAUGAUGACAAGAGUGGUAUAGCUGGCUGCUUCUGUGCAAAACCAAAGACAUUUGCAUUCCGAUACAAGAUGGCUCAUAAGAUCAAGGCAAUCAAGGUGAGAUUUGCUGCAAUCGUCAAGCAAAGAAGUGAUGUCAAUACUUUAUUUCCAAGGGAUGAACAUAUUGGUACUGGGUACAGGACAGCUGCAGAGAUGUCCUGGUUGAGCAAGGUUCCAGAGUCCAAAAUACCCCUUAGGGAUCAAGAAAAGGAUGAAAUCAUAUCUAAGCUUGUAGAAUGUAAUGCUGGAGAGAACAGCAUGAUAGUUUCUAUCGUCGGAUUAGGGGGGUCAGGCAAAACUACUUUGUCCAAACACAUUUGCCAUGACGUCAAGAUAAAGGAGCACUUCGGAGAUAAAAUAUUCUGGGUCCAUGUGUCUCAAGAGUUUGAUGUUCAGAAGCUCAUCGGCAAGCUAUUUCAAACAAUUGUUGGAGAUAAUUCAGAUCGUCAUCCCCCGCAGCACAUGGUCCAAAAAAUCUCGGAGAAGUUGAGCAAUAAGAAGUUUCUUCUUAUCCUUGAUGAUGCUUGGCAUGAGGACAGACAUGACUGGGAACAGUUCAUGGUGCAGCUAAAAUGUGGCGCACCUGAAACAAGGAUUAUGUUAACCACUCGUGAUCGAAAGGUUGCAGAAGCUGUGGAAUCAAGACAUAUAUUUGAGUUGGCAUUCUUAUCAGAGUCUGAGAGUUGGAACUUAUUCCUGAAGGGUUCUGGGUUGGCAGAGCAAGAUUUGAGCUCCGAUCAUGUACAAGUCGGAAAAGAGAUUAUCAAGGGAUGUGGUGGGGUGCCGCUAGCAAUUCAAACUCUUGGAGCAGUCCUUCGUGACAAGAAGCAAAUAAGUACGUGGAGGGCCAUAAGAGAUAAUAAUUUAUGGAAUGAUCAGAGUAUAAAUGACAGAGUGUUUGCAUCCUUGAAGUUGAGCUAUAUUCACUUGGCAGAUGAACUGAAGCAGUGCUUUACGUUUUGCUCCAUAUUCCCGAAGGGCUAUGGAAUCCAGAAAGAUCGUUUGAUUGCCCAAUGGAUAGCUCAUGGAUUCAUCAAUGCAAUGAAUGGAGAGCAACCCGAAGAUAUCGGAAGAUACUACUUAGAUUCUCUUGUAAAAGUCAGGUUUCUUCAGAAACCUUAUGAGAGCUGGGAUACUGAUAUAUACAACAUGCAUGAUUUGAUCCAUGAUCUCACUCGACAGAUACUAAAGGAUGAACUGGUGACUUGUGUACCAAUUCAUACAACAGAAAAAUUUACUCAUAAUAGAUAUUUAUCUUUGACUUCAUUCCCUGAGAAUGUUGACAAGGGAUUAUUUGACAAGAUCCGUGCUCUAUAUAUCUCUGAAAGUAAGCCAUCUUUUGAUACCACAGUGAAGAAUAGUUGUUGUAUGCGCAGUGUUGUUUUGGACUAUGCAAUUGAUACUCCGUUUUCACUAUUCAUAUUAAAGUUUGAGUAUCUUGGGUAUCUUGAAAUCCACAAAGUUAGUUGUACAACAGUUCCAGAAGCUAUCUCGAGGUGUUGGAACUUGCAGUCACUCCAUUUUGUUAGCUGCAAAGGUUUUGUGACAUUACCUGAGUCUGUUGGAAAGCUUCGGAAGCUAAGGACUCUAGAGUUGCGUUGGGUUACUGAUCUUGAGAGUUUGCCUCAGUCCAUUGGUGACUUUUAUGUUCUUCAGUCCUUGCAACUAUAUGAGUGCAGCAAGCUCCGAGAGAUACCAAGCUCUUUAGGUAGAAUUGGAAACCUAUGUGUACUUGAUAUAAAGCGUUGUUCAUCUCUGCAACAACUACCGUCAGACAUCAUUGGGGAGUUCAAAAACUUGCGAACUCUGAACCUUUCUGGAACCAAAGCUACCAUGCUACCUCAAUGGGUUACAUCGAUUGAUACUCUAGAAUGUAUUGACCUCGAGGGAUGCGAUGAGCUACGGGAGUUGCCUAAGGGCAUAGCAAACUUGAAAAGGCUUGAAGUUUUGAACAUAGGGGAUUGUAGUAAACUGUGCUGCUUACCAUCAGGGUUGGGACAGCUGACCCGUUUAAGAAAGAUAGGAUUGUUUGUUGUUGGGUGUGGUGCAGAUGAUGCGAGGAUCUCAGAGCUAGAAAACCUUGAUAUGAUAGGUGGUCGCUUGGAAAUUACCAACCUUAAGUAUUUGAAGAAUCCAAGUGAUGCAAAGAAGGCUUGCUUGAAGCGGAAGAGUAACAUACGACACUUGGUGCUGAACUGGUCUUUAAGUGAUACCGAAGAAGAGUUGGUAUCAGAUAUGGAACAUGAUUGGGGUGUGCUGAACGCUCUUGAACCAACAUCGCAAAUUGAGCGCUUGGAAAUCUUUGGUUACAGAGGCCCCUGCUUGCCAGGAUGGAUGAUGAAUCAAAAUGAUUCUUCAUAUAGUGAAGGUGGCAUAAUGCUGAAGCAAACUAUUGCAUCCCAUUUCCUUUGUUUAACUUGGUUAGUGCUAGUAAGAUUUCCAAACUUGAGGCAUAUGAGAGGAUUUGUUGAGUUGCCUUCACUGAAGAAGCUUGUGCUGUACGAAAUGCCUAAUUUAGAGGACCUGUGGACUACAUCAAGUGGUUUUGAAACUGGGGAGAAAGAAUUGGCAGCACAAUAUCUUUUUCCUGUCCUGUCCUGGCUAGAAAUACGUCGCUGCCCGACAUUAAAUGUGAGCCCCUACUUUCCACCAUCGUUGGACUAUAUGUCUUUAUACAGAAUCAAUGCGCAGCUGCUAUCCACAGGAAGGUUCUCCCAUCAGCUGCCCAGCAUGCAUCGCCUCAAGAGGCUAGAGCUAAUGGAAGUUACAGGAUCAUCAUCUGGCUGGGAACUGCUGCAGCACCUCACUAAGCUGAAAGAGUUGAAAUUUACAGUUGCAAUGACCUGA